Molecule: messenger RNA, 801 nt
Organism: Coniosporium apollinis CBS 100218
Lineage: Eukaryota; Fungi; Ascomycota; Dothideomycetes
Exons: 3
Coding region: 1-801 (266 amino acids)
Biological process (GO): attachment of spindle microtubules to kinetochore
Cellular component (GO): spindle microtubule; DASH complex
Source: RefSeq, a predicted model, not a curated record
AUGACGCUACUCGACGCUCAUCUGGAGCAGAUCUCAUUGUGCGCCGCAUCCAUUGCCGAGCUCCCAUUUCCUCCACCCAAAAUCUUCACGAACGCCCUACUGCAACCUCACGAUAUCACCGCCCUCAUUCGUGACACCGAGAUACACGAACGCGCACUAUUCUCCGUGCCUGCCCCUCCACCUCCACCCAAAGCACAAGACUCAUCCAGCAACGCGAGCCGGCGACACACCGCUUUUAACGCUAGCGGAAACAGCAGUGUCUUUGGAGGUGGUGGAGUGAACACAGCGCGUGCGCCGAGGCGGAAUACCGCGGUCGCAGCAGUGCUGGGCGGUGAGCUUGUUGAGCGAAUAUGGAGGGGAGGUGGGGGCGGGGUCGGCAGUGGCCUGGGGUAUAGAUCAUUUGAUGGGAGAGACAAAGGCGAGGUAGAUGUGGAUGUCUUGCUGGAGGGCGCGGAGAAGCUGUGCGGCGUAUAUCCCAUACCAGGCGCCGCUGAGAAAAUCCAUUCACUACGGCAAAGACACAGGCGACUUGCUGCCUCUCUUGAGCACUAUGAGAUGCGGAUUGCCGAGCAGUCGGCCCAGUUGAAUCGCAUGAAUCGCUCACACGCUUUCGACGCAGAGGACGACUUGGACGAUGCAGAAGCAACGAAUGCGCAACCAUCUGCACCCGCGGAGAUUGCAUUGAGGCGCGAAGAUUUGCACAAAGAAGAAGAAGAGAUCAGGGAGCUGGAGUGCAGAAAGCGUGAACUGGAAGACAGGGUGAGCUCUAUGGGAAGAGAUUUGUCAGGAGUGCUCCGAUGA